CCUCUCAAACCCCAUCGACCCAUCCAUCCAUCAGCUACUCAAACCAACAGUUUCUCCAGCUAGUACGUGCUCAACCUCACAAACCUACGUGCAUCCAUCCAUCCAUCGAUCAGCAAUGUCGACCAUGUCGUGCUCCUCUAACCUCUCGCUCAACGCACACUCCCUCCUCGGCAGCCCUGCCGGCCGGACCGUGCCGCCAGCUGCCCGCCUGCUCCUCCUGCAGAAGCCUCCCACCGGCAUCCACGGAGCGUACACUACCUCUCGGCCACGACGCCCGUCGUCUCAUGUCACGUCGGCGGUGUCAGCCGACGAAGCGCCACCGACCAAGGAGAAGAAGGCGGACUCCUUCGUCGGGGACAUGGAGCGCGGCACCCUGGCUGAGGAGUCCGGCCGCUCCGACGGCGAGCUGACGUCGCGGUGGCGGGAGAUGCACGGCUGCAACGACUGGGACGGCCUGCUGGACCCCAUCGACAGGACGCUCCGCGGGGAGCUCAUCCGCUACGGCGAGUUCUCGCAGGCCUGUUACGACUCCUUCGACUACGACCGCUACUCCCGCUACGCCGGCACCUGCAAGUACGCCCAGGACUCCUUCUUCAAGAACGUCGGCCUCGCCGGCGUCGGCUACGACGUCACCCGCUACCUCUACGCCACCUCGCACGCCCGCUUCCCCAGCUUCGGCGUCCAGAAGCACAACCCCAGCGAUGACCGGAUGUGGAGCGAGACCGGUACCUUCAUCGGCUUCAUCGCCGUGUCCACGGACGAAGAGACGGCGCGCAUCGGCCGCCGGGACAUCGCCGUCGCCUGGCGAGGCACCGUCACAAAGCUCGAGUGGAUCGCCGACAUAACCGCGUUCCUCAAGCCCAUCGGCCAGUUUGGGCUGCCGUGCCCUGACCCGAGCGUGAAGGUGGAGGAGGGCUUCGCGGAGCUCUACACCAGCAAGAACCCCGACUGCAAGUACUGCAAGUACUCGGCGCGGGAGCAGGUGCUCGCCGAGGUGCGGAAGCUGGUGGAGCGGUACACCGGGCAGGGCGAGGAGGUGAGCGUCACCGUCACCGGCCACAGCCUCGGCGCCGCGCUUGCCGUGCUCUGCGCCUACGACAUCGCCGAGACGCGCGCCAACGUGUCCACCGGAGGUGCCAAGGCCCCGGUCUGCGUCUUCUCCUACUCGGGCCCGCGCGUGGGGAACCCCAUGUUCAGGGAGCGGUUCGAGGGCGAGCUGGGCGUGAAGGCGCUGCGCAUCCUGAACGUGCACGACUCGGUGCCCAAGGUGCCCGGCAUCUUCACCGAAGCCGUCCUCCCGAUGCCGUUGCUGCGGAUCGCCGGGGCUCUCGGCCUGCCCAGCGUCUACUCCCACAUCGGCGUGGAGCUGGCGCUCGACCACAAGCUCUCGCCCUUCCUCAAGGACGUCUUCGACCUCGCGUGCUACCACAACCUCGAAGCGCACCUCCACCUUCUCGACGGCUACCAGGGCCGCGGCAAGGAGUUCAAGCUCGGGGGUAGGGACCCGGCACUCGUGAACAAGGCCGCCGACUUCCUCAUGGACGAGCACAUGGUGCCUGACGGGUGGCGCCAGGAGUUGAACAAGGGCAUGGUCAGGACGGAGGAUGGGCGGUGGAUGCUGCCGCAUCGCCCGAGGAAUGUUGAGGAACACCCAGAAGACACCGAUCUCCACCUCGCUGAGCUCGGCCUUGCCGCCCCCGUCACCGCCAAGGCCACCGCUGCCGCCACCGCCACCGCCAACGUCUGAUCGUUCCAUCAUGGGCCGGACAUGCACAUGUCAAUUCAUCAUCACUAUAUUGCAAGUAGUAUAUAUAUACUUGCCAUGACUAUACUAGUUAGUUACGAUGGAGUUACCCUAUCUUAGAAAAUGGAGUAGCCUUAAUGGAAUUUUCGAGCAUCAAAUAAUCUUAGGGUAAAUUAUUGUCUGCCAAUAAUAAAAAUAAGAUAAAGAGCACUAGUUAAAGUGAGAUAUUUUUUGUA
Molecule: messenger RNA, 1980 nt
Organism: Aegilops tauschii subsp. strangulata
Lineage: Eukaryota; Viridiplantae; Streptophyta; Magnoliopsida; Poales; Poaceae
Product: phospholipase A1-Igamma1, chloroplastic
Biological process (GO): lipid metabolic process
Molecular function (GO): glycerophospholipase activity
Source: RefSeq, a predicted model, not a curated record